Molecule: messenger RNA, 1038 nt
Organism: Trypanosoma cruzi
Lineage: Eukaryota; Euglenozoa; Kinetoplastea; Trypanosomatida; Trypanosomatidae
Exons: 1
Coding region: 1-1038 (345 amino acids)
Source: RefSeq, a predicted model, not a curated record
AUGUCAACAGAACUGAGUUUUGUGCGUGGGCUCAUUGUAGGAUCGGGCUCGAGUACCGCCACACCCAUGCUGAGCUGCAUCACCGGCGCCUCACCCUGCAGCACCUGCACGGAGGCGCUUAAAGACCCACAACAUAGCAAAAAUCACCGUCUCAAUGUGUCAUUUCUGAUACAGCUGCGGCACCCAGCAGAUUAUUCCCUGCACAAUGUGCUUAUCGACUGCGGAAAAACAUUCCGCGAGUCGGCCAUGAAGGUGUUCCCUGCCGUCGGGGUGUCGGACCUCAGCGCGGUUCUUCUCACACAUGACCACGCGGAUGCCAUAUUCGGGAUUGAUGAAUUGCGGGAGUUCAACCGACCCGACAUCCCGCUUGACGUUUAUGCCGACGAACGGACCGAUUCAUCGAUACGCCGAGUGUAUCCGUAUCUAUUUCCAAAGGAUGGCUCCCCCGGGGUUGGCGAGUGGCGAAAGAAGAAGACAGGAUACGUUGCAUCUAUUUCCGGGCACGUAUUUAAACCACUGGAGAAACUUGUGCUGAAUAUUUGUUGCCGCACACCACCACCUUCUGGGGGCGACGAGCCCGCGAUGGGUUUUUGGUCUGUUGUGCCCAUUGCCGUCCCACACGGCGUGAAUUAUGAUGCAAAUGCGUUUCUUUUACCAAUGCAUACGUCUGGAAAUAAACCGCGACUUUUACUUUAUGUUUCUGACAUUAGCACAUUGGAGGAAAAGUUUUUUACCGACUUGGCUCGGGCGAAGGAGUUGUUAGGGGUUCCGGAUUCGGUACCCAUAGAAGUUCUCGUGCUGGACAUGUUGUCCCGCAAACCCUAUUUUUCCCACCUGAACGUUGAUGCUUCAAUUGCGGCAGCAUGCAAGAUUCAGGCGGGGAAAACGUAUUUUGUUGGCAUGUCACACUCGUUGAACCAUGACGAAUUGAAAAAAGAGCUGCAGGAGUUGGGAUUGAGCAAUCGGAUGUGGGUGGGCUUUGACGGCUGCGUUGUUUCCAUUGGUGACGCCGAUGAUGCCGAGUCUCCUCAGUUUUGA